AUGCCUGUAUGGAAUCAGACUCAUUACAGCCGUGAUCCAACAGUAGAUGGGCUAAAAGAAACCCUUGCCAUAAUUCCUCCCCCCGAACUCUUAGCCAACAUCAACGACAUUCAAGAACGGUGGAAAGUUGCUGUACUGGCCUCACUUGUUCAUCAACUACACAAUGAUGGAUCAUCACAGCCUGGUCCCACUCAGCAAACCAACCAACAGCAGCGGAUGAAUCUUUGGCAGAUGCGCACUGAUCACAUGAAGACUAUCCUGGCUCUCAUCUUUGAUCUGUGUACUGCACUUGAUCGGCUUACUGGUGGCUCAACAUUGUUUUUCCAUCACCCUGAGAAUGAAGAAUUACAUCAGAUUGUCGCAGAGCUAUCUCAGCUUUUCAUCAAGUGUUUUGCUAUGCCUCUCGCACAUCGCUUUGCUACUUGUCAUACCCUCAACAAUUGGCCAGCGUCCAGUGGAUCUAGCCAUCCUUCCGGCAGCCUUGCCCAGCUUAUUGGUCUCAACACCAUCCUUCUAUCAGUUGUUCCACAGGGGUUGCCCCUUACCUGGAAUACAAAAGCUGUUCCUAUUUUUUCGGCACCAGCAGAUCCGAACACGUCAAACAUUCAGGCGAUUGAUUUGUGGAAUGCUACUAAACGUCCUGUGGUUGUCUAUGAGUCUGAAGAUGAAGAUGAUGGUUACCCUGAUACCAGCCCUAUUACUCCCAUUAGGAACAAGAGUGUUGCUGUCCCGUCAGCUGUGAAAGUCAGCAAACAGAGAGCUCUGCAGUCACCAUCUCCACAAGCUGUCAAACCUUCCUCCUCACUUCAGCGCACAAUCCCUCUGUUGCGGGUCCAGCAUGAGGUCUUAAGAUCAUUCGGUCCUGAAAUGGAGGAAGUCAUCAAUACGCUCGGGCUCCCUGACACAUUACAUACAAUAUGCGCUAAUAUCGAGAAGGCAUCUCUACCAAAAUGGUGGGUUGUGAAGCUAACAGAGGAGGCUGGUUUUAGUGUGGAACAAGCUGAAGCAAUUUCUGAGGCUAUGCUGCAGGAUGCUGGUCUUUUUUCAUGUGCGUAA
Suillus discolor is the source of this 1056-nucleotide messenger RNA. RefSeq lists its product as uncharacterized. NCBI's taxonomy places the organism in Eukaryota, Fungi, Basidiomycota, Agaricomycetes, Boletales, Suillaceae. The record is from RefSeq and is a predicted model, not a curated record. Bases 1 to 1056 code for a protein of 351 amino acids. The transcript is spliced from 6 exons.